UGAAGUAAGCAAUUUGUUCUUCUCAUUUGAUAUUAACAGCAAAAGGACUUUAUCUCUAACUUAUUUGGCUUCAUUAUUUGGCUUUCAAUUACAUUAACUACAUGAAAACCUUACAGAAAUUGCCUGUGAAGUAUAAGAUAGAGACUUAAAACAAUUUGAUCAAAACGUUAACAGAUGAAACUCAGUUUUUCUCUCAAAGGCAGGACUCCAACAACGCAGGUGGAAAAGCAACAAAAGGAACAAGACAAAGGAGGAAAGGGAAGAUGAAGGACCGACUUCAAGAACUAAAGCAACGAACAAAGGAAAUCGAACUCUCUAAAAACAGGCAUGUGUCAAGUACAGAAGCAGAGGAAAAAGGAAUAAUUCUGCAGCAAGCCAUUAUUUAUGAAAGAGAGCCGGUAGCUGAGAGACACCUCCAUGAGAUCCAAAAACUACAGGAGAGUAUUAAUGAUUUGACGGAUGCUGUUCAAAAAUUUGGGCAGCAACAGAAGAGUUUGGCGGCUUCAAUGAGAAGGUUUAGUCUACUUAAGAGAGAGUCUAGUAUUACAAAGGAGAUAAAAGCCCAAGCAGAACACAUUAAUAGAGGAUUGGAUAAUUUAGGAAAAGACAUUACAAAAUCAGAGGCUGAAAAUGGUCCGUCAUCAGUGGUUACCAGGAUACUGAAGUCUCAGCACGCUGCGAUGUUCCACCAUUUCCAGCAAACUAUGUUUGCGUACAAUGACACAAUAGCAGCAAAGCAAGAGAAGUGCAAGAGAUUCAUUUUCCGUCAGCUUGAAGUUGCGGGAAAAGAAGUGCCUGAAGAAGAAGUGAAUGAUAUGCUUCAUCAAGGGAAAUGGGAAGUUUUUAAUGAAAGCUUGCUUACAGAAAGCAGUAUUACUAAAGCACAACUCUCAGAGAUAGAACAGAGGCACAAGGAACUUGUUAAUUUGGAGAACCAAAUCAACGAUUUAAGGGUGCUUUUCGUUCAGAUAUCUCUUUUAGUAGAAGAACAAGGAGAAAGCAUCAACAAUAUUGAAAUGAUAGUUAAUGGUACAAAAGAAUAUGUUAACACUACUACGGAGAAAUUUGGACUAGCUGUAAAAUACAAAAAAAGAAAUCCUUGCAGGGUCCUGUGUUGUUGGUGUUGUCCAUGCUGUGGCUCAAAAUAAAGACGCUAUUUU
Molecule: messenger RNA, 1160 nt
Organism: Rhinolophus ferrumequinum (greater horseshoe bat)
Lineage: Eukaryota; Metazoa; Chordata; Mammalia; Chiroptera; Rhinolophidae
Gene: STX19
Product: syntaxin 19
Exons: 2
Coding region: 264-1148 (294 amino acids)
Biological process (GO): intracellular protein transport; exocytosis; synaptic vesicle fusion to presynaptic active zone membrane
Cellular component (GO): presynaptic active zone membrane; plasma membrane; endomembrane system
Molecular function (GO): SNARE binding; SNAP receptor activity
Source: RefSeq, a predicted model, not a curated record